Boleophthalmus pectinirostris (great blue-spotted mudskipper) is the source of this 6260-nucleotide messenger RNA. RefSeq names its product protein FAM222B-like. The transcript has 3 exons. The record is from RefSeq and is a predicted model, not a curated record. NCBI's taxonomy places the organism in Eukaryota, Metazoa, Chordata, Actinopteri, Gobiiformes, Gobiidae. Bases 186 to 2438 code for a protein of 750 amino acids.
AUGCGCAUCAAACGUUGCUGCCGUAGCCCCAGAGCAGCCGCAGCACACCUCUCCGAACCUGCGAUGUUUUCCCUCAUCUAAGCUCCAAUCUGCGCCACAUUCGCACAAGAUGAGGCGGCCUCGCUCCUGACUGUGUCCGGAUGUGGUGAGGAAGCCUGGGCUCAUAUGUCUGUAGGAUCCCUGACAUGCUGGCCUGUCUGCCGGCCUCUGCACACUCUGCCUCCUCUCUUCUGUGCCUGCAGAUGAACACUGGACCUCCGAGAUGGGAAACCACUCAGAAGAUGAGAUCUCCGACCUACCCCAGCCCUGCAGAGUUGGACGCGUAUGCUAAGAAAGUUGCCAACAGCCCUCUGACAAUCCAAAUCUUCCCCAACAGCAUCAAAGUCCCUCAGAGGAAACACGUCCGGCGCACUGUCAACGGUCUUGACACGUCCUCUCAGCGCCACAGCCCCUACUCCUCUCAGCUAAGCACCAGUGCAGGCCUUCUGGCUGUGCUCAGAGCUCCUGUCAAGCAGCAACCCACUACUCGCGCCCGGACCCUGCAGAAAGCAGCCAUGAACCUCCACAGUGGUCCCUAUGGCCCUCAGGGCAGUCUGAACAGCACUCACAUGCAGGGCCCUUCACAGCAGCCCCCUCUCACACAUCCUAUGGGCCUCCAGCAGACCCCUCAGACCAUUCCUCAGACCUUACCACAGACUGUGCAGCAUCCCCCAACCCUGCAGCACAGGGGCCUGUCCCACCCAGGGCCCCUGCAGCGGCAGCAGAGCCUGUCCCAUCUCCAGACGAGCCAGAGGCCGGCCUACCCUCAUGGCCUCCAGAGGCAGCAGAGUGUGCCCCUGCCCCAGCAGUGUGCCCCCCCAACUCAGCAAGCACCACAGCUGCACACACUCAGGCACCAUGGCACCGCUCCUCCUCACACGGCCCUCCAUAAUGUCCCUCACAAUGUCCCCCACAACGUUCUAGUCACCCCAUCCCAGGAGCUCCACCACAUGCCUCAGCUCAACAUGGCACACCAGACUCAAACUAUGACCACUGUAAGACCAUCCAGUCACCCCCCAGGAGGGCCACAGCCUGGACCCCAUGGACCCCCCCAUCCAAGGCCACAUGGACAACACCAAGGCCAAACAGCACCUCAACCACGGGGGCUACACCCAGGCCAAACAGCACCUCAACCAGGAGGACCGCAUCCAGGUCUCCCAGCACCUCAACCAGGAGGACUACACACCGGCCAGACAGCACCUCAACCAGGAGGACUACACCCAGGCCAAACAGCACCUCAACCUGGAGGACUACACCCAGGCCAAACAGCACCUCAACCUGGAGGACUACACCCAGGUCCUCCCGGAGGACCUCAACAGGGUCCUCCUAGAGGACCCCAAGCUGGAGUGUCUGGAGGACUACAACCUUGCCCCUCAGGAGGUCCACAGCAGGGUCCCCCCAGAGCACCGCACCCAGACCCACCUGAGGGAACUCCUUUCGUGGGUGACACUACUCAGCAGCCUCCCCAGGGUCACUACGGGCCUCGUAAACUACCAGAUGCAGAUGCCCCUCCAAAUGUGACUGUGUCUACCUCUACCAUCCCUCUGUCCAUGGCGGCCAGCCUGCACCAGAACCGCCAUGGGGACUUAAGCAGCAUUGUUCUGCAGAUAAACCAGCUGUGCCAGGCUCGUGCUGGCAUGGGCGGUACAUCUGUGUGUGAGGGUCAGAUUGCCAACCCCAGCCCCAUCAGCCGCAACCUGCUGAUCAAUGCCAGCUCUAGAGUGGCCCACCCCUCGGCCCCGGGUUCAGCCAACAGCUUCCAUGUGGGGGGAAGUCUGGACAAAGCCCCCGGUCACCCCGCUGGGCCCUCUCUGCACGCUCAGCACAACAUGAAUGCUCCUAAUGGACUGCAGAGCUUUCAUAGUGAGCCCGAUAAGGCCCAGAGCCUCCUUCAGCGCUCCUGGGCCCAGCACCAGCUGGCCCACAUGCAGCAGCCUCCAGAGGGGGCCCAUCCCUGUAAGACCCCUCGUCUGGAGCCUCCUGCCGACUGUGGCUUUGGCCCUGCUCAGAACCUCAACUAUCCCCACAAAGUGCCCGGUUCUGCCCAGUCUUUCCCCCUCAAACACCAGGACAAAACCCGCUCGUCGCCUCCUCGCUGCUCUGGGGGCUCUCUGCCUUACAUGGAGGCUCAGUACUUGCAGCAUCCCUGGGGCCCGCCUCAGGAAGGGCCAGGUUUUCAGGGCCCCCGACAGGGCCCCUCAGAUAGGUUUCCCGGGCAAAAAUACAAACCAGGGAAGGAGGACCCUGGUGUUCAGCCCAAGCUGAUGCCCAAUCUGGAUUUCCUGCCAGGGAACUUCCAGAUGCCACGUUUUGGGGACCAGAGCUUGGACGUGCGUGGCCCCGGGCAGGAGCCCGGCCCUGGGGGGCCUCUGCACGGACAUCACCCUGGGUACAGAUGAAUGCAGACUACUUGGACGAGCUCAGGGUGGAAUCUGAAGUCUCUGAGGCAGUGAGCAGCAGAGCUCUGCGCCUGCUCCUCCAUCAUACUUUCUUUUCAUCAGAACAGUCAUGUUUGCUUCACCCAGCACAAAGCUUUGUCUCCGAUCAUUUCCACAGACGUGAGUGCACUAAACAGGAGCAGGUCGUGUGUCUGUGGCCUUCCUCUGCUCAGCGCCUCAGGAGUGGUGCACUACUGUUGGCCUUUGUGCAGUCUCUGUUUUCUGACCUAUGGAGCCUCUGAUGCAGUGACUAUUGGAAUAUAACCCAUCUGCGGGUGUUUUGUUUCACUGUGUAAAUCGUGGGGGAAAGACAGACUGAUCACUGCAUCUUCUAUAUUCAGAAAAAGCCUUAAAUCUGGAUUAUCCUGCUGAAAAACUACUUGAGAUUCCUGAUAACAUAGUAUUGAAACUUUACAAUUACUGACUGGGCUGCACAGUGUUUUUCUCUCAACUUCGAGGUUGAGGGUUCAAUGCCUGGGCUCUGGACUCGUUAUGACCCCUGUUACUGUGAGUCCUCUCCUCCUCCUCCCACCAAAGACUGCCUCAGGCUUGUAGGGGGACAGGAAAACACUUCAAAAUGGAGACGUUUCUGGAGACGAGUGAAUUUCGCAGCGCCAGAACUGCAGUUUUUAUGCUUGAUUACCCUGACUAAGAAUGUCCAAAUACUGCGCUUUCUUUCCAGUAGGAGGACUCGAGCAGGACUUGGCAUGAACAAGUUAACUGGUCAAAUAUUGAUACAAAAUUAAUAAUAAAAAAAAAAAAUUAACAAAAUGGUACAAUUUAUUCUAACUAUCUAAACCAUUUUUUUAAAUAUUUGAUUUUAAAGAUCACUGUUUAGGCUUAAAACUAAAUUUAACUUAAUUCUUUUUUUUUUCUUUUGCAGAAGUAUGCUACAUUUAAAAUUGUACAGAAAAUUUGGUUGUUUGAUUGCUGGUCAUUCCUGCCUUCGAGUCCUCUAGUGUAUCCUACAUGUGCACACUUCAUAUUUGAGUUCCAUUUUGUUGUUUUGAAGGAGUUUUUUUUUUUUGGUUGGACAUACACUUUUCACCUGCAUGUGCUGUGACAUAAUAUUUCUACAAAAUAGGGCUGGGUACCGCUUACAUUUUUUUUCUGCGCUGAGUAAACUAUAACUUAGUUUAUCCCACUGCUACGUGAAUACUACCAUUUUUGAUACAAGUGCAGUGUAAUUCAGGGUCUAUCACUCUAACACAACAGUGAUUAUGAACAUAUUUAAGAAAAUCUAAGAGCAGGAUACUGUAAAUGGGAAAUCCAAAUUAUUUAAUCUCAUUUAUGUUUUUUUUUUUUUAACAAUUAUAAUAUGGAAAUCCUCAAAUGUGCAAAGUGUUUUAACACAUUUUUGAUAAAUAGCUGUAAAUGUACCGUAUUUUCCACACUAUUAGGCGCUCUGGAUUAAAAGAUGCACUGUCAUUAAAUCUAUUUCUAUUUUCGAACUUUUUUCACAAAUAAACCGCAGCGGAAUUUAAAGGAAACACAACAGUUGGAUGGGUCAGUGGUUUUGUUCAGUUGUGGCGUGUAGGGAGGGUGCUGUCUGGGCGUGUCUGUUGGCGUUGUUCGCAGUGACUCAGUUGUGUCUAGAAGUGGCACACUGCAGUCUCUUUUUCGGUUCGUUCCUCGUCUGUGUGGAGUGAUGAGUGUGGCUGCCGGUGUGUGUCGUCGCGUGGUCGCUGUCUGCUCCGUGUGUGUUUGCGUGUUCUGCAGGUGGUGCGGUUUUGUAGUUUAUUGAAGUCGUGCUGGGACACCCGAGUGGAUUCGUGAAUUGGGCGCUCUGGAUUGUGACGCGCGCGGUCGUUUUUUGAUGGGGUUGGAGGUUUAUGAAGCACGCCCUAUAGUGCGGAAAAUACGGUAUGUCUAGUUUGAGUUUCAAGCAUCAUACAGACUUUAAUUAAUUUUAAAGCUAACUAUAAAAAUCCAAAAAUAUAACUUUACUCUGCAAGAAAUAAUAUCUAGGUCAAAUUAAAUCUACUUCAGUUUUAAAAAUUCAAAUUAUUUUUUUGUUUUAAAGUGCAGAGUUGUCAGAAAUUUACUUCAAUUGAGAAUUUCAGUCACUGUUGCUCAGAAGGUUAUUUUUUUAUUUUUAUUCAUCAGCUCUUUUUACAGCAUUUUACAACAUUCUAAUUUAGCAUAUCUCUAAAACCAUAAUGUGAAAUCUUUUUUUUUUUUUUUUUAAGUUUAUCUGCUUACAGAUAUCACUUUUAUACAGUACAAGAAUUGAAUGAUUUACGGUAGCCAGCCCUGCUCCCACUGUGCAUUAAUACUACAUACUGAUGAUGUACUGGAUGAAUGAGUACAAGUGAGAGUCAAGGUAAAAUGUUCUUCUACUGAAAGCCAUUGUUUGUGUGCACUGCAAGAAAGGAAUAUUCAAUUUUGAUAUAAUAUAACAACUUGAAUUCUCAAAAUAAUGAGAUUUGUAUUUUAAAGGGCCCAUAUUACGCUAUUUUCUAUCUUUGUUAUAAUGUUUUUUCCUCAUCACAAGCAGACCUGGAGUUCUUUGUUUUAUUCACACAUAUUUGACACAAACUGCAGAUUUAGCCUGAGGUACAGGAAGUGCUCCACUGUGUUUUUAAACUCCAAACACCUUCGCUUGAAUCAUUUGGAUCAUUUCUGCCCUGGAAUUGCCGAUCUGUACUGAACUAAAAGUAGAAUGUAGCUGUUCACUGGAGAACUACCACUACAUGACAUCACAAGGUGGAUCCGGCUUUUUGAGUUCCGUCAACGAUAUGGAUACUAUGACUAAGCAUCUGCCGAUAUCCGAUACAAACCAAUAUCUGUGUAGGGAUGGAAAAUGGCACCUGAAAACGCACUUAACUUAUUACACGAGAGAUCCAAUUCUGUCAUGUAACUGUUAUUUACCCUUCCAAUAAUUACUGAACAGUUUUGUAUGAAUAAAAGUUCAGACGUCCUCGCUCAAAAUCAGCCUGUAAAUAGACUUAUUAAGGCCCAACUGGGAUAUCAGCUGAACCAAUAUCAUGAAACCGAUCCUGAUACCAUUAUUGGUGCACACCUACAUAAUUCAAACAUGUGUGGAUAUAAUAAAAUACGAGUCAUAUGUAUGUUUUUGAUGAGGUAACAACAUAACAACAUUAUAACACUUUGUAAUAGUCAAUUUUGCGUAAUAUAGUACCUUUAAUUAAGCCUACAUUUAAUUUUGCAUACAAUAAGAUAAAUAAUGUAAUAAAAAUGGCAAAAAAGCACUGUAUAAAUUAUGUAACGCUGCAGAAAUGAUCAGAAUUUUGAGGCAUUUUAAAUCAAGUUGAUAUUCCUUUUAGCAGAGAGACUUUAAGGUGUGGAUGUGUGUAGCUAUUUUUUUUGUUUUGUUUUAAAUAUCUUCAGAUUUUAUCAACUUUUAUUUAUUGUUGGACCACUGCAUUCUGGGGCCACACGUGCAGAAGGUGUUCUGCUGAAGUGCUUUAACCUGAAGUUUUUCUCUAAUACUUUUUUGACGAACUUUAUAUUUUUUGGUUCCUGCUCAUUGUACUUGACGUUAGUGUCAGUUAUUUUUUUGUCGUUAUCCUUGUUGAUGUGCCUGCCCCGUUUAAAGCUGCUAGAAAAUGGAAUCUUAAGCCACGGUCCUUUGCUGUGCGUCAGAGGGCUGCACCAUAUGACAAAAAAACUUGUUUUAAUUUACCGUUUUGACACUGGUAAAGCUGAAUUCAAUUAAAACAAAAUUGUAUAUUCUGUUAUUUAUUAGUCAAAUGGCAUCAAAAUGAGAAAGGUUGAACCAGAAUAAAACUGGGACCAAAUUAAAAUGUUAGAACUGUUAAA